AUGCAAGGAAUUGACAAUGAAGUAAUCAAGAAAACAUUCAAUUAUGUAAACGAUUUUCUUAGUAAACGUAUUAAUGUUACUGAUCGUGCAAGAAGUUUAGAUGAUGAUUUUGAUCUCGUUAUUGAUGUAAAGGCUGAAUCAUUUGAAAAAGGUUCAAAUGGCCUUGCAUUUGCACGUUCUACAUACAAUCAUCCCACAACUGGCAGACCGACACAUGGGGAAAUUACACUUAAUUCAAAUAAGAUACCAUUUGAGGCACAAACACUAGAAUCGGGUGAUAGACAAUUCAUUUUAACGGUUAUUCACGAAUUAAAUCACAUUCUGUCAUUCAGUAGCUCGUUAUUUAAUAAAUGGCAACCUUAUGGAGAAACAGCUACAAUUGUCCACUAUACCGAUUGGCAAGGUAAAGAAAUAUCUAAAGGCAAAUACGAAAGCUACAAUGGUAAUAGGGUUCCACAUAUGUACGUCAGAUCUCCAUGUUUGACAGAAUGGGUGAAUAAUAGAUUCAAAGUAAAAAAUGAAACACUCAUCAAUAUCGGCCUUGAACUUGAAGACUCAGGCGGUGGCGGAACAGCAGGUGCACAUCCAAAUGAAAAACUUUUCUUCACAGAUCUCAUGCAGGGUAGAACCUAUGGACCUGGUUGGCUUUCGCCAAUCUUCUACAAUUCAUUAUUGGAUACAGGAUGGUAUGUUCCUUCAGAAGAACUCCUUGAAGAAGAACUGAUUUACUUAAAUAGUCAACUCGACCCAAAGAUACUAAUCAAUGAGUCAGUCCUUCUUGAACCACCACUAAAAUCAUUUCCAUUAGAAUAUCAAUGCCAAUCUUCAGCACUUCAAGCUUGCUUCCAUGAUUAUACUUGGACAGGAACAUGUUCCUUGACAUCAUGGAAUUCCAACGAUAUACCUCCUAAAGAUAAAGAACGGGCAGAUUGGUAUAAUCCAGACAAUAAACAAGAUUUUGUUGGUACAGAUCAAAUGCUUGAUUAUGCGAAUUUGGUUCUUCCAUGGUAUUCAUGCAGAGCUACAGGUGAAAAUGGAUUAGAAAGGAUGAAGGAAUAUGAAGAAGGAUACGAUCCUUCAAACUAUGGCGAAUCAUUUGAUAAUGAUUCUACAUGUGCAAUGUCAACACUCCAAAAAGGUUUCACAGGCAGCUUGAUCUCAACAUCGAGAUGCUACAAAGCAUGGUGUGGCACAGAUAACAAAGUUAGGUUAGUGGUGGGAGAUGAAGAAGUAUAUUGCAAGAGAGAUGGAUAUUUAGCUAAAUUCACAGAUUAUGCAGGCUCUGUUACAUGUCCACCAGCAGGAAUUGUCUGCGCAAAUAGAAAAAAGAGAGAUGUAUUUGGUGUUUCAACAAUAUUCCCAGAUCGAGGACCUGUUGAUGGCAAAAACUUAGUUGCAAUUGUUGGAAACAACUAUGAUAUGUACAAUAGAAGUUCUCUCAAUAUCACUAUUGGCACAGUUAAAUGCAAUGUCACUAUAAAGCGCGACAACUACAUCCUUUGCCAACUAGAAGAUGUUCCUAAGAAUAAACAGGAUGAAAUCUUAAAAAACACAAACUUAUUGAAAAAAGCAAUAGGUAAUAAAGAAAAUAACAAAUAUACGGAGUUUGUUGCAGAAUAUGAAAUAAUAGGUAAAGGCAAACAAGAGCCUUCAAGAGAACCAGAUAUGUAUUACUUCAAGAAGAGGGGAUAUUAUGAUGAACCUAAGGAAUAA
Trichomonas vaginalis G3 is the source of this 1713-nucleotide messenger RNA. Its product is annotated as regulation of choline O-acetyltransferase protein. Gene Ontology annotation, molecular function: metalloendopeptidase activity. Gene Ontology annotation, cellular component: membrane; cytoplasm. The transcript has a single exon. Gene Ontology annotation, biological process: cell adhesion; proteolysis. The coding region runs from base 1 to 1713 and encodes 570 amino acids. NCBI's taxonomy places the organism in Eukaryota, Parabasalia, Trichomonadida, Trichomonadidae. The record is from RefSeq and is a predicted model, not a curated record.